AUGACUUUUAUUCAACUAAUCUCUAUACAGUUACUACUCAUCAUAGUUUCGCACCAAAUUCUAGCGAAUCCAAUUAUCGCUGAAGAAUCAUCUGACGGACUUCUUGAUAGAGAUCAGAGUAUGGUUAAACGCCAAGAUUACAUGUAUUUUGAUCUUGGAAAAUUCUUAACUGAUACGUCUAAUCGUGAAAAUCCGCAACAUAUCUACGAUAAAGUAGCAAAAAGACGAGCACAAGCAAAAGCUAAUCUUGCUGGUCUAUGGGGUGUACCAACAAGAUUUGCUUAA
Molecule: messenger RNA, 285 nt
Organism: Rotaria socialis
Lineage: Eukaryota; Metazoa; Rotifera; Eurotatoria; Philodinida; Philodinidae
Source: the annotation of a GenBank genome assembly